Molecule: messenger RNA, 2132 nt
Organism: Phalaenopsis equestris
Lineage: Eukaryota; Viridiplantae; Streptophyta; Magnoliopsida; Asparagales; Orchidaceae
Product: pentatricopeptide repeat-containing protein At2g20540-like
Exons: 2
Coding region: 89-1756 (555 amino acids)
Biological process (GO): RNA modification
Molecular function (GO): RNA binding; protein binding
Source: RefSeq, a predicted model, not a curated record
GCUACUGCAUGAUGAUGGUUCUUGCUUCCACGAGCAGACGCCGAUACGGCUUCGUCGCACCGCCGCCGCAUUUGUUCAUCGAUCACCGAUGAGAAUAAGCUCAAGACGCUUAACCAGAGAAAUCGAGGACCAACUCUAUGCCCACUUAACAAAAUGCACUAGCAUCAAACACCUGAACAAGAUCCACGCUCAAAUCCUCGUCUCCUUCCUCUCCCAAAGCAGCUUCCUCUCAACCCAAAUCAUCAACAUCUGCACCACCAAUGGCAGAAUCGAUUACGCCUAUCAGGUCUUCAACCAAGUUCUCGACCCCAACAUCUUCCUUUACAACGCCAUGAUCAAAGCCUGCACCCAAAACCUCCGCUUCCUCGAGGCCGUCGACCUCUACAGGCAAAUCCUCCGUCGCUCAAAAUCCGGGGAUAGGUUUACUUAUCCUUUCGUUCUCAAAGCCUGCGCUGGGCUUCUUAAUAAUCUGCUCGGGAAGCAGAUUCAUGUCCGAACAAUCAUUUCCGGUCUCAAUUCCAAUCCUUUUGUCAGCAAUUCUCUUAUAGAGAUGUACGCUAAGGUGGACGAUUUGAUUCACGCGCAUAAGGUGCUCGACGAAAUGCCUCUGAAAGACCCGGUUACCUGGAAUACUCUCAUAAGCAGUCAUUCAAGAUUAGGGCAGAUGAAGAAAGCCAUGGCCAUCUUCAAUUCCAUGCCGAAUAGAACUCUAAUCUCUUGGACUGCAAUAAUAUCGGGUUACUCCAUGGCUGGUCGUUAUUCGGAAGCAGUUGAGACCUUUCGCCGGAUGCAAAUCGAAGGAUUCGAGCCUGACGAAGUGAGCAUCAUCUCCGUUCUUGCCGCCAUUUGUGAUCUUGAGCUUGGAAAAUGGAUUCAGGUCUACGCAGAAAAACAUGGGUUUCUGCAAAAAACUAUUGUCUGCAAUGCCCUGAUUGAAAUGUACUGUAGGUUUGGCUGCAUUAACCAAGCUCUGCAGAUUUUCAGAAAAACUACUGAAAGAGACGUCAUUUCCUGGAGCACAAUGGUUUUGGGACUGGCGAUGAAUGGAAGAGAAGAAGAAGCUGUGAAGCUGUUUGUAGAAAUGGAGGAAGAAGGCAGAGUAAGACCAAACGGUGUGACUUUUCUGGGACUGUUAACUGGUUGUGCUCAUACUGGGUUGGUGCAACAAGGACUCCAGUAUUUAAGCUCAAUGAAAGAGAUUUAUGGAAUCGAACCUGGAGUCGAGCAUUAUGGUUGUAUCGUUGAUCUUCUGAGUCGAUCAGGGUGCAUCCGUUUGGCCACCGAGUUCAUCGGUAACAUGCCAAUUAUGCCGGAUGCAGCUAUCUGGGGGUCACUGCUCAGUGGUUGUAGAGCUCAUGGCAACCUGGAGGUGGCUGCAAUGGCGAUGGAGGAGUUGGUGAGGCUGGAACCAGAUGACUUGGGGAACUAUGUGCUUUUAUCAAACAUAUAUGCUGGGGAGAAAAGGUGGGAAGAUGUGGGGAAGAUGAGGAGAUUAAUGAGGAGCAGGAGGUUGAAGAAAGAGCCUGGUUGCAGCUCCAUUGAAAUUGAGAAUGGAGUUGAAGAGUUCAUGGCUGGAGAUGAGAGACAUCUAAGAAAUGUUGAGAUGGCUGAUAUGCUGCAGGUUUUAGCCAUGGCUGCCGGGAAAUCUGGAGAUUUGAGCAGCUUGGAAGAUGAGGAAGAUGACACUGAUUCUCUUGAGGCGUGGGUGUACACAUGUCUGGCGCGGCACGUGUGUUCUGAUAGAACCAGACGCUAGUGCACUCGUGUCAGUAGUAGGCGCACUAUUUUCUCGUGGAAGCGGGCAUGGGUGCACUAUGAAUUAGGCGCGGGGGUGUUGGACCCUGGUAGAUGUUGGGUGUGUUGUCCAAAAAAUGUGGGUGCGCCCUGGCAUUGGCACGGUUAUUCCACCGCUCUGCUCGCAAAUGUGUUGUGGGUAGAUCCGGCAUGAGGGCUCUCCAACUUAGGCGCAAGUGUGCUAUGGCACUGGAAGUCAAUGUGGAUGUGCUUGGCAACAAUGCGGGUGCGCCCUCUUGAGCCUUGGUGCGGAUGUGCUCCAACUCUUACUCAGGUGCGCUAGCUUAGUUUUUUACCAUUUAGCUCCCCAAUUUGCCUAUUUCUCUUUCCCAAGUGGU